GCGAGCCGACCAACACCAGCCAGCCGCCCAACACGAGCACGGCGGAGUCGGAGGAUGCUGCGAGUCCCGGGACCCUGAGUCGGCGGCGGCUUUGGCUUCUGCCCCUCUCUUCCAUCCCGUUCUCCUCCCAAAUUCCAGCAAUGGCAGAGCCGAUUCCAGCGGAUUCCAGCAUCAUGGUCACGCCUCCAGUCUAUCGGAGACGCAAUCCCUCCGAGGAAUCACGCGGCAUCUCAAAUGCAGGCGGCAAGGAUCAUGGAGUGGCCAGCUCUACAGGGGAGACUAGCCAGGCCGCCAUUUCUGCAGGCCCACCAGAUAAGCUUGACCCGGAGUCGGCAAAGGCGUGCCUCGAGGUGGAGAAGACGCACCCCAGGAUCCUCCCUCUUCUUGGGAAAGCAUACUUCGCAUGCGUCGUAUGCAAGUCGCAUGUUCAGCAACCAUUUCAAGUGGUGGUUCCAAGGUCGAUGGUGCCGUUCCUCCCAUCGAAGCCGACGCCGGCGACCCUGACAUGGCAGGGUCGGUCCUGGGAGAUGCGCUUCACAGGGGGACGGCACAUCCAGCGGCUGGAGGCAGGGUGGCGGGGUUUCGCGCUGGACAACGCGCUGAGGCUCGGCGAUGGCUGCGUGUUCGAGCUGGUGGGGUGCGAUGGCGAGGGCAUCGUGUUCAGGGUGCAGGUGCUGCGCGCCGAGAUCCCGGCGAGUAUCCGGGAGAGGGCGGGCGGGUACACCCCGUCCAGCGCCAUCGUGCUAGACUAGCGGAGAAACCGUGGCGUAUGUCACCUGCGUGGCUACGUGGACAUGCCAUAUGUCAUUCGAAUUUGAACUGAACUCGAACCGAGAACUGUAACAAAACUAGUGAGUCGAGGUGUGUUUUCGAUGGAUUUUGUGUGAUUCAAUCGGUAUUGGCCUUUGAUGGAUCUCCGUGGAGCGUCUUUGUUCGUGUCAAUAGAUCGGAUUGUUCUGAUCUAUGAUUCGUUUUAUCGAUGAUGAUUGUUAUUCUGGUACGCUGGUUUUGUACGGUCUUAACAAACAAGAUCAUCAUGAUGUCUUUUUGACUAUCUACUAUAACAAA
Molecule: messenger RNA, 1068 nt
Organism: Triticum aestivum (bread wheat)
Lineage: Eukaryota; Viridiplantae; Streptophyta; Magnoliopsida; Poales; Poaceae
Product: B3 domain-containing protein Os04g0386900
Exons: 5
Coding region: 141-752 (203 amino acids)
Molecular function (GO): DNA binding
Source: RefSeq, a predicted model, not a curated record